Messenger RNA from Synchytrium microbalum, 510 nucleotides. RefSeq lists its product as uncharacterized. The record is from RefSeq and is a predicted model, not a curated record. The coding region runs from base 1 to 510 and encodes 169 amino acids. NCBI's taxonomy places the organism in Eukaryota, Fungi, Chytridiomycota, Chytridiomycetes, Synchytriales, Synchytriaceae. The transcript has 4 exons.
AUGUCGACCACUGAUGCUGCUGCCGCUGUGGCUCCUAUGUACAAAGUUGGCGUGGCAUUCAACAACACACCAGGAUCUCUUAAAGCGCUACAAACUGCCGUGGAUCUAUGUAUGAACAUGAAAGUGCCCUACAUGAUAUACAUCGCGUUCGUAGUGGCUCUGAAUCCUCCUGCUCUUCUUCCUGGAAUGGACUCUAUCGAACAAGGCUUCAACACACAAAUCCACGAAGACGCCAAAAAGGAAUUGACGGAAUGCAAGGCUCAUUUGGAUGUGUUUUAUCGCAACAAGGCCAACUAUGAGUUUGUCAAUAUUGAAGGAGAAGGAGACACUGCUCAACUACUCAAAGAAUACUUUGACAGAGAUCAUCCAGAUUUGAACCUGUUUGUAGUAGGAACAACAUCAAAAACAAUGGUUGGAAGGAUGUUUCUCGGGAGCGUGUCGGACUUUUUGGUUCAUAAUAUGGCGGUGCCUGUUCUCGUGGUGAAGAAUGAGCCUGCUAAAGCCAAGUGA